Molecule: messenger RNA, 408 nt
Organism: Melampsora larici-populina 98AG31
Lineage: Eukaryota; Fungi; Basidiomycota; Pucciniomycetes; Pucciniales; Melampsoraceae
Exons: 4
Coding region: 1-408 (135 amino acids)
Source: RefSeq, a predicted model, not a curated record
AUGAUAUCCAUAAUCAGAACCUCAAUCAUCGUCGGUCUCCGAAUAAACAAGAUUCAGCUCAAAGUUCUCUUUGCAAGUCUUACAACGAUAGCCAAGUACACGAACAGCGAGGAGGGCAGUGUGCUACCUUCUCAGGAUCUAAGAGGUCGACGCUGGGUCGGCUACCUCGUAGACGAGAUGGCCAACGUCAUUUCAUCUCAAUAUCAUAAAACACCGAACGCUUGUGCGGUAUUGAAUCCCUUGCUUGGCUACCUUUGUAGACUGCGUCAACUUAACGCUAAUUUCCUCGAUGUGAACUUUCUACCCACAGGGCGAUUUUUGACCCAGGUAAUCACACAUUUGGCUGAUCCAUUGGAAUGGGCAAAAAUCGAGGAGACUACCGAUACUCAUACCUUGUGGCCCCUGUAA